Messenger RNA from Brassica oleracea var. oleracea, 1612 nucleotides. RefSeq names its product eukaryotic initiation factor 4A-1-like. The record is from RefSeq and is a predicted model, not a curated record. Bases 186 to 1424 code for a protein of 412 amino acids. Gene Ontology annotation, cellular component: cytoplasmic stress granule. Gene Ontology annotation, biological process: cytoplasmic translational initiation. The transcript has 4 exons. NCBI's taxonomy places the organism in Eukaryota, Viridiplantae, Streptophyta, Magnoliopsida, Brassicales, Brassicaceae. Gene Ontology annotation, molecular function: translation initiation factor activity; RNA helicase activity; ATP binding.
CUCUCUCUCUACCUCCUCUGUCAAUCGAUUUUGCACUUUCUCUCUCUCUAAAACUCUUUGUUUCAUCUCUUGGGUUCAGAUCCGAGUUCGGAAGGUUUCCAAGCACUCCAAAGCCUUUCACUUUUGCUCUUAAAGCUUUCAUCUCUCUCUCUCUCUCUCUCUCCCACACAACUCAAACUCAAGUCAUGGCAGGAUCAGCACCAGAAGGCACACAGUUUGACACGCGUCAGUUUGAUCAGAAGCUCAACGAAGUCCUGGAGGGACAGGACGAGUUCUUCACCUCGUAUGAUGAGGUCCAUGAGAGCUUUGAUGCCAUGGGUCUCCAAGAGAACCUUCUUAGGGGCAUCUAUGCUUAUGGUUUUGAAAAGCCAUCUGCUAUUCAGCAAAGAGGAAUCGUACCCUUUUGCAACGGUCUCGACGUGAUCCAGCAGGCACAGUCCGGUACCGGCAAAACCGCCACUUUCUGCUCUGGUGUCUUGCAGCAGCUCGACUUCACCCUUGUCCAGUGCCAGGCUCUCGUCUUGGCUCCAACCAGGGAGCUUGCUCAGCAGAUUGAGAAGGUCAUGCGUGCUCUAGGAGAUUAUCUUGGCGUCAAGGUCCACGCCUGUGUCGGUGGAACCAGUGUCCGUGAGGAUCAGCGUAUCCUCCAAGCCGGUGUCCACGUCGUGGUGGGAACACCAGGUCGUGUGUUCGACAUGCUCAGAAGACAGUCUCUUCGCGCUGACUCCAUCAAGAUGUUUGUUCUUGACGAAGCCGAUGAGAUGCUCUCACGCGGGUUCAAGGACCAGAUCUACGACAUCUUCCAGCUCCUCCCGCCGAAGAUCCAAGUCGGUGUGUUCUCGGCCACAAUGCCACCGGAGGCUCUCGAGAUCACGAGGAAGUUUAUGAGCAAACCGGUGAGGAUCUUGGUGAAGCGCGACGAGCUGACUCUCGAAGGUAUCAAGCAGUUUUACGUGAACGUGGAGAAGGAAGAUUGGAAGCUGGAGACUCUUUGCGACCUCUACGAGACGUUAGCCAUCACUCAGAGCGUCAUCUUCGUCAACACUCGUCGCAAGGUGGACUGGCUCACGGAUAAAAUGAGGAGCCGUGACCAUACGGUGUCGGCUACUCACGGAGACAUGGACCAGAACACUAGAGACAUUAUCAUGAGAGAGUUCAGGUCUGGUUCUUCGCGUGUGCUGAUCACGACUGAUCUCUUGGCUCGUGGGAUUGAUGUGCAGCAAGUGUCUCUGGUUAUUAACUUUGAUCUGCCGACUCAGCCUGAGAACUACCUUCACCGUAUUGGUAGGAGUGGGAGGUUUGGGAGGAAAGGUGUGGCGAUUAACUUUGUGACGAAGGAUGAUGAGAGGAUGCUUUUUGAUAUUCAGAAGUUUUACAAUGUGGUUGUUGAGGAGCUUCCAUCGAACGUAGCUGAUCUUCUUUGAAGAAGAGGAAGAAAAAGGUUACUUGGUUUGCAAGUUUCUUAUUUGACUUUUGACCCAUCUCUCUCUCUCUUUCUGAAUCAUCUCGAGACCAGUUUUUUAUUUAUUUCUAGUAUUCAACCAACUCUUUCGAACAUAUGUUGUUUCUUCUGACCAUUUUUCUUUUUUAAUCUCAUGCAAUGUUUACCUAA